Labrus bergylta (ballan wrasse) is the source of this 6170-nucleotide messenger RNA. It is a transcript of the gene kdm4c, whose product is annotated as lysine (K)-specific demethylase 4C. Gene Ontology annotation, biological process: chromatin remodeling; regulation of gene expression. Gene Ontology annotation, molecular function: histone H3K9 demethylase activity. The record is from RefSeq and is a predicted model, not a curated record. NCBI's taxonomy places the organism in Eukaryota, Metazoa, Chordata, Actinopteri, Labriformes, Labridae. Gene Ontology annotation, cellular component: chromatin; nucleus.
ACAGUUUAGUGUCCCUGAACGCACCAUCUCUUCUUCACGGCACGAAGCAGCAGCAGAGCAGCUGUCAUGUGAAUCAGCUGGACGAACAAGGAAGGGGGAUAAACAACAACACCAACCCGCAUUUCUCUAUCAAGGUUUGACCUGGUGAGGUGGCAGGAUGGCGGGAGCAGAGGUGUUCACCCCUGCUAACCCCACCUGCAAGAUUAUGACCUUCAGGCCCACCAUGGAAGAGUUCCAAAACUUCAACCAGUACCUGGUGUACAUGGAGUCUCAGGGCGCACACCGUGCAGGCCUGGCUAAAGUGAUUCCUCCAAAAGGCUGGAAGCCCCGUCGUACCUACGACGACAUAGACGAUCUGAUGAUAGACGCUCCCAUACAGCAGAUGGUGGCUGGCCAAUCAGGGCUCUUCACUCAGUACAACAUCCAGAAAAAGCCCCUUAGUGUGCAGGAGUUCAGGCGGUUGGCUAACAGUGACAUGUACUGUACACCUCGCUACCUGAACUAUGAAGAUCUUGAGAGGAAAUACUGGAAGAACCUCACCUUCGUCUCGCCAAUAUACGGCGCUGAUGUCAGUGGCAGCCUGUAUGAUGAGGAUGUGGAGGAGUGGAACAUCGGCCACCUGAACUCCAUUUUGGACGUGAUCGAGGAGGACUGCGGCGUUUCGAUCCAGGGGGUGAACACGCCGUAUCUUUACUUCGGCAUGUGGAAAACCACUUUCUCCUGGCACACUGAAGAUAUGGACCUGUACAGCAUCAACUACCUGCACUUUGGAGAGCCCAAGUCUUGGUACGCCAUCCCCCCUGAGCACGGGAAGAGACUGGAGCGUCUGGCUACAGGUUUCUUUCCCAACAGCUUCAAGAGCUGUGAAGCUUUUCUUCGUCACAAGAUGACUCUAAUCUCCCCGUCCAUACUGAAGAAGUACGGCAUUCCCUUCGAUAAGAUAACUCAGGAAGCUGGAGAGUUUAUGGUCACCUUCCCUUAUGGCUACCAUGCUGGGUUCAAUCAUGGUUUCAACUGUGCCGAGUCCACCAACUUUGCCACUGUGCGCUGGAUAGACUAUGGCAAAGUGGCCACGCAGUGCACAUGUAGCAGAGACAUGGUUAAGAUAUCCAUGGAACCCUUUGUGAAGCGUUUUCAACCUGACCGCUACCCUAACUGGAUGCUGGGCAAAGAUUCGACCCCUAUCGACCACACACAUCCCACUCCCGGCUCCACGCCCGAGCUGCAGAGCUGGCUGCAGAGUAGGCGCAAGACCAAGCCCGCUAAUAAAGGCAGCCACUCUCGUAUGCGCUCCAAGCGCCUCAGAACCACAGAGGAGCCCGUUGGCCUGGAUGGCAGCUCAGCAUUGAACAGCACUAAGAGGAAAGGUCUGGGUGGUCCGCUCGGGCCCAAGGUUCGAAGGUCGGCGUCAGGGGCAACCUGCAGAGAAGAGGAGAAGGAGAAGAAAAAGGAAGCCGAGUCGAAGCACAACCAGAAUCACAACUACUUUCAGCUACCCGGUCCUUGCAGACAGAUGUGUGUGGUCAAGGUGAAUCGUGUAGAGAGUAAUGGUUUGGGAUUUUCCACCAAGGGGCCUUCCGAUAACUCUCCCUGCAGCACCUUUACCUCCGCCGCGUCAACCGUCAAGAAUGACCCAAAUGCAAAAACAGACACUCACAUUGACCCUCCACACCUCUCAGGGUCAGGGGUCCCGAGCAGGACUCCUGAAGGACUCAGACCAUGGCCGGAGGCUGCACAGAUACAUCCUGGAAAUAACGAGCCAAGGUGCUGCUCUCCUGAACCACAAGACCUCUCGACUCUUCAGGGCUGCUCUAUCAGGGUGCCUCCCCGAGAGGCAAACAGACUCAGCUCACCUUCCCACACAACGAGCUCUUCAGCUGAGCCUGAGAUGAGCUUGUGUCCUCCCGACUGUGAAGCUCAGGCGCCUAGUUCCUCAUGUAGAGAAGACACUUUAAGCCUAAUGCCAAACACUGACAGCUACAUGGCCACGGGUUCUGAGAAAAACACUAACAAUGCUGCUAAUGCAGAGAAAAUGGACACGGUAGCUGAGCCAAAAUGUAUCAAACCACACUCUAAUGCAGAAGCACUUUACAAUGUCAAAACUGAGCCGGUAGAGGGGAAAGGUCACACGUCAUGUGGCCCCUUCAUGGACUUAGAAAAAAGCAACACUGAGGAAAAUCUUUUCCCUCCUCUGCUACAGAGGAAUGCUGUGGAUAUGCCACAGCUCACUCCAGAGCCUGCAGAUAAGCUUGGAAUCUGCCCUUUGCCGCCGCCUGUAUUGACCCAAGAGAUGCCCUCGCUCACUCCUGCUAACGACGGGCUGAGGGAUGUCCCAAAGUCCAGACGGUGCAGGGACCACGUUGCACCUGUGCUUCAACGUGAGACGCCAACUGGCUCUCCUUCCUCACAUGGAGAGAGAGAAACGGACCCAAUGACGGCAAAAAAAGAACCUCUUGCUGUAAAACUAGCCAACAACUGGCAUUCAGAUUCUCCGUAUAAUUGCACAGGGGCAGCAGUAUCUGUUUCAGAGGGCAACAUGGCUCAUUUAACCACCAAUGCUACGCACAGAAUAACAUCUGGUGGUGUCCAUGAAAUGCUAAUAACAGCAGGAAUUGCCGCAGAAAGGGCUCAUACCGAGCUGGAAAAUGUAACUGCUGGACAGACCGAGGCUUCCCCUCGCCAGCUAGUUCAAAGCGCCUCAUCUCAAACAGAGCAGCAAUACAGCUUAGCAGAGUUAGCAAAUAAAGACAACUCAAAGGACCCAGUACAAAGAGGCGGUGCGUCGAGUCUGAGCAGGGCUGGUUCUCUUUUAAGUGGCUCCUCAAACAAUAAUCCCCCGGCCCCUUCCCCUGCAGUAUGCACUCAGAGUGACAGUCACUCAGCAUCUCAGCACAACACUACAUACCCCCCCUCGCUUUGUGCUACGCAGAACUCAUACUUAGAGCCCAAACCUUUCUCCAGCAGCAUCUGGAAAAACUUCAAUUCCCAGAGUCCCGCUGUGCUCAUCCAGAGUUUGAACCCCGAUCUGCCCUCCGACUUCACCCACGACACUCUACCUUACACCAUGUGGACCGAACCGCAGUGCAAAGAGGUCACCGACCUGGAUGACGCGCAUCAAGGCCUGCGGGAGUCGGAGAGCCUGGAAGAGGAGGCGGGGCCUCUCACCUGGGCCCAGCUGGAGCCCACCUCGCUGGUUUCUGUCGGCGCUCUUGAACCCAUGGGGAUUUGUGGAGAUUAUGAACUCCACAGAGGGGAGGCCGAAGGGUCUGAAGCGCUGUCCUUGUGCAGGGAGCUGGAGAGACAAAGAGACGCAGAGGAGAGUUUACACUCAGACACUUCUGUUUCACCUCUCGGGGUGGCUGGAGGAGAACAGGAUGGGGUGUCUGAUAUGGAAGAAGGGGGAUCCGAUGGCGAUGAGAUGGAGCAGCAAAGUAUUGCCAAGGGAGAAAGUAGUAGUGACUCAUCGGAUGAAGAAGAGGAAGAGGAAGAGGAGGAAGAAGAAGAAGAGGAGGAGGAGGAGGAGGAAGAGGAAGAAGAAGAAGAUAAUACGACUAACUUCAAGUGUGAUGAAUUAGGCCUGGAACCUGGAGAGGUUUGUGCUUACCCGGCGCUGUCGGUGAAGAGGACGUCUAAGAGCUGGCGUCACCCACUCAGGAAACCUACUGCACGGGCUGUACCCACUGCUGUCAAACAACAAGUCGCCAGUGAUGAUGAGCCCACUGAAGCAACCUUGGCUGAGGAGGAGGAGGAGGAGCAGGAAAUAGAAGCGUGGGCGAAGCCCCUCAUCUACCUGUGGCAGAACAGGAAGAGCUGCUUCACAGCGGAGAGGGAGUACAAUGCUCAUUCAGCCACAAUGGAGCCAUUCUGCGCUGUAUGCACACUCUUCAUGCCCUAUUAUCAGGUCGAAGACAAAGCUGAGGACAAUUCGUCUAUCGCUGCUGAGGAUUGCGCCACACCUUCAUCUCCAGUGGAGGGCCCCACACGUCCCUGUAGGAGUCUGCGGAGGACUAAACCUCUGGUCCCAGAGAUCUGCUUUUCUUUCCGGGAGCAGAAUUGCCCCCCGACUCCCACUAACCCUCUGCUGCAGGAAGAUGGCACCUCCCCUCUCCUCUACUGCCAGGGCUGCUGCCUGCAAGUACAUGCAAGUUGCUAUGGUGUUGCUGCAGAUGACGUCGGUGAACAGUGGUCUUGUGAUCGCUGUACGGAGGGAAGCUUUACAGCAGAAUGCUGUCUUUGUAACCUCAGAGGUGGAGCCCUGAAAAAAACCCAAAACGACAAAUGGGCCCACAUUAUGUGUGCAGUAGCACUCCCAGAGGCCAGGUUCAGUGAUGAAGCCAAGAGAGCUCCUAUUGACACCAGUAGGAUCCCUAUGCAGCGGUAUAAACUGAGGUGCAUCUACUGUCGUAAGCGGUGCGGGGGGAAGCGGCAGGCCGGUGCUUGCAUCCAGUGCUCGUGUGGCCGGUGUCCCACCUCCUUCCAUGUGACCUGUGCCCAUGCUGCCGGCGUAACCAUGGAGCCGGAUGAUUGGCCGUAUGUGGUGUCGAUCACCUGCCACAGACACCAGUCUCGGAGUUCGUCAGCUAAGCAGCGAGCAUGCCAAGCGUCCAUCGCGCUGGGCCAGACGGUGAUCUCCAAACACAAGAACCUGCGCUACUACAGCUCAAAGGUCACCCAGAUCACGUCCCAGACGUUCUACGAGGUCAUGUUCGACGACGGCUCCUUCUCCAACGACACCUACCCCGAGGACAUAGUGAGCAGAGAUUGUGUGAACUUGGGCCCGCCUGAAGUUGGGGAAGCUGUUCAAGUGAAAUGGCCUGAUGGUCUGUUCUAUGGUGCCAAAUACCUGGGAUCCAACGUCUCCUACAUGUACCAGGUGGAGUUUGAAGACGGCUCCCAGGUUCUGGCCAAACGAGACGAUGUCUAUACGUUAGAUGAAGACCUGCCCAAAAAGGUGAAGCGUAGACUUUCCACCGCGUCGAGCAUGCGUUUCCAGGACGCCUUCUUCACCACGCAGGGGGAGAGGAAACGCCAGAGGACACCCAAUUCACGCUUCCAGAACGACUACGUGGCCCUGCCAGGCCUCCGUACUACUGCCAAAAGCACAUGGGAGCAACGCAGCCACAAAGGGAAAUGAAGUCAUGGGAGGAGGAUGGAUGACAAAUGAAUGCACUGAAUGAGCCGUUGAUGAAGAGGGGGGGAUGUUAGAGAGUGUGUGUGUGUGUGUGUGUGUGAGAGUGUGUGUGUCUGGAUCUACUUCCAUUUUAACAUUUGCCCACACAACUUGUGUGUGUAUCGAUCAGGGGACACAACAUGAGGGAAACGGGUGAUCUGGGUGUGAUGGAUGUAAACUCGCUCGUGUGUGCUCGUACAGUAAACAUCAGUUGUUGGUGAUUGAGUGACGUCACAGGCAAGGAGAAGGACUCUGAUUGGACAAAUGGGACUCUUACAGAACGGGUAAACAGCGGGCAUCGCUGUCUGCCUUCCUCAUGCUUUCACAUCCGUCAGGGAAAAACAAAACGUGACUUACAUUUGUCGCGUCGCCCUUUUUUCAAAAUGAACAAUAACUUUUUUUUUUCUUUGUACAUUUAAAAAAAAAAAAAAAAAAAAAAAAAAAAAAAUCACAGGUGAGAUUUUUUCUAAAUAGCUUGCCUCUGGUAGCUUUUUAGGGGUCCGUUAUUUCCAUUUGUUUUGAUUUUUGGGAUAUUUAUGCACUUUGCUUGUAGUAUUAUUUUCCUCAUGUCUUACUGCUUCUCCCCGCUGCAUGUUCAACACUGUCUCCUAACUGCUUCUGCUGGGGGGGCCGAGUCCAAGAACACGCCAAUGGCUUCCUCUCUGCGCUGCUCCUCGAUCAGUACAGACCGAUCAUUCAUGUAUUUUUGGAGUCGACACUGAAAAAACGGAAUCACUGUUAAAACACAAAAACUAAAAUAAAUAAAAAAAGAUGACCAAAAGUGAAUCACUCCUGGAUGAAUCAUUCAGACAGAAAGCCAUGCCUGUGUGUUGGAUUAUGUGCCCCAUCAAUGUGAAACGCUACUGUUGCUCCUUUUGAAUAAGACACCUUGUUGAAAUUAUUUAAAAUUUGUAUUUAUUUUUGGCUUGCUAUAGUUAAACUAUUGCUAACUGCUGUAAGAAAAACAAUAAAAAAUGACAUAUUUGUUUUUUCAAUUAAA